Scophthalmus maximus (turbot) is the source of this 1385-nucleotide messenger RNA. RefSeq names its product cathepsin L.1 (gene ctsl.1). The coding region runs from base 158 to 1162 and encodes 334 amino acids. The transcript has 9 exons. NCBI's taxonomy places the organism in Eukaryota, Metazoa, Chordata, Actinopteri, Pleuronectiformes, Scophthalmidae. Gene Ontology annotation, cellular component: lysosome. Gene Ontology annotation, molecular function: cysteine-type endopeptidase activity. Gene Ontology annotation, biological process: immune response. The record is from RefSeq and is a predicted model, not a curated record.
ACUUUUCUCCUUGACUUUAUGAGCUGCUGACAGCCACCUGACUGGACACACUGUCAGUCAUAACCACAGACAACUAUAUAAGAACGGCUUUGUGGCACAACCCUGCAUCACCUAGUUGUACCACAAACUUCUCUGCACAGAGCGACAUAAGGGCAGGAUGAAGCUUCUGUUGGUUGCUGCUGCCGUUCUGGCUGUGGCCAGCUGUGCCAGUGUCUCCCUGGAAGACCUGGAGUUCCAUGCCUGGAAACUCAAGUUUGACAGGUCCUACAACUCUCCAUCAGAGGAGGCCCACCGCAGGGAAAUCUGGCUCAACAAUCGCAAACUGGUGCUGGUACACAACAUCAUGGCCGAUGAGGGCAUCAAAACUUACCGCCUUGGCAUGAACUCCUUUGGCGACAUGGAAAACGAGGAGUACAGACGCCUGAUUUCCCAGGGCUGCCUGGGCUCCUUCAACGCUUCUGCGCCGCGCAGUGGCUCUGCCUUCCUCCUCUUGCCACAAGCAGCUGAUCUGCCGACCGCCGUUGACUGGAGGGACAAGGGAUACGUCACUGACGUCAAGGAUCAGAAGGAGUGUGGCUCCUGCUGGGCCUUCAGUACAACCGGCUCGCUGGAGGGUCAGAACUUCAGGAAGACAGGGAAGCUGGUGUCCCUGAGCGAGCAGCAGCUGGUGGAUUGCUCUGGGGACUUUGGCAACAUGGGCUGUGGUGGAGGCCUGAUGGACAGCGCCUUCCAGUACAUAAAAGCCAACGGAGGUAUUGACACAGAGGACUCCUACCCUUAUGAGGCCGAGGACGGAAAGUGCCGUUACAACCCUGCCACCGUCGGCGCCAAAUGUUCAGGCUACGUUGAUAUAAAACAAGGUGACGAGGACGCCCUGCAGGAGGCUGUGGCCAGCAUAGGACCCGUGUCUGUGGCCAUCGAUGCCGCUCAUGAGUCCUUCCAGUUCUAUGAGUCAGGAGUGUAUAACGAGCCGGAAUGCAGCAGCUCCGAGUUGGACCACGGUGUACUGGCGGUGGGCUACGGCACUGAAGACGGUCACGACUACUGGCUGGUCAAGAACAGCUGGGGUUUACAGUGGGGCGACAGGGGAUUCAUCAAGAUGACCAGGAACAAACACAACCAGUGUGGCAUUGCUACUGCAUCCAGCUACCCGCUGGUCUGAGCAGGUCCACGACUUUCAUGGGCGACACAUCAAAUACUUUAAUUUGUUAUGGAACGUGAUGUUCUAUUGUUGUUGUUGGUCAGACUGAGAGUCUCUGUGCUUUCGUGCACUUGUAAUAGAAUAACUUCUUUUUUUUCCUGAAUGACGAUUGUAAAUAAUUGUAAAGAAAUAAAAUGUUUUACUUUCAGAGAUAAAAAAUAAAUAAACCUUUAUGUGCUUGUGA